Trichophyton rubrum CBS 118892 is the source of this 1191-nucleotide messenger RNA. RefSeq lists its product as uncharacterized. The transcript is spliced from 4 exons. NCBI's taxonomy places the organism in Eukaryota, Fungi, Ascomycota, Eurotiomycetes, Onygenales, Arthrodermataceae. Bases 1 to 1191 code for a protein of 396 amino acids. The record is from RefSeq and is a predicted model, not a curated record.
AUGCCCCGAGUUCUACCGUGGGAACUGGACGAGCCGAAGCGGGAACGCUCGACGCCGGAGAGGCCCAUCAAGCGUGAGCUAGGAGCGCAGCGGAGCUCGACAAGCACUGCGCUUUCAGGUAGACUCAAUCGAACACCCUCAACUUCGCCUGUUCGAGAACCGCCCUCUGAAGAGCUCAUGAUAAAUGGCCUCGACGCCGACGAUCAAUACAUCAUGGUCGAGGAUGAGUUCCUGUCAACCGCUCGAUCAUUUACGGCACAUUUGCAUCGCGCCGAAUAUACUCGUAAAAGAAAGAAAGCCAAGACGGAAAAUGCCUCGAAGGUGAUGAGAAUGACCCAGCGACGGCCUACUGAUCCGAAGAUGUCUAUGAAUAAUGCAACCAAAAAGAGUAUUCAGCGCGAAUCCUCAAAUAUGCAGCGUCUGGAGGCAUUGGAAAAGAUGAAGGAGGACGCUGGAAGGCCGCAGGUUGAUGAUUCUGAUAUGGAAGAAACAGACGAUGAAGAUAUAGGGAUGAGUGAUGAAGACCGAGACGAUGACCCAUGGGUAGGAACUUCAUUGCAAGCAUUGAUGGUGACUGCGAAGCAAUCCCGUCCGCUCAUGGGUCUACAGGGGAUCAAGUCGUCCACAAAGGCAGCGUUAGGCUACUCUCGACCAGCGAACACGAGUGGUGGCGUUGAAAAGUCCUUGCGAGACAAGGGCGCAGGCGAAGCUUCCAGCGAUGAUGAUGACCUAGGCGUCCAGGCUAGGUCAUUAAGCCGACCACCGGCUAUACCAGCCCGAUCUAAGACAUCAGUACCAGCAUGCACCUCCAAGCUAACUCCUGUCGCUCUCCCGCAUAAGAGAGACUCGACUCCUUCAAUUGCAAGGGCAGACCCAGCACCCUCGCCUAUCAAGCAGCCACAUGUAAACAUCAGAGAGUCCCAGAGCUCUAGCAGCGGGUCGUCUUCGCCUGCUACUCGAUCAAAUUCAGCACCCAAGCCUCGUGGAAGCUCGAGCUCCCGAUUUGCAAAAUUCUUCGAUGAGCUAGACGAGCCAGCCAAGGAACCGGGUUCGAGCCCUGCUAAACGCCAAGUGAAAAUUGAAGAAAGUGAUCCUACAUUUGACCAGAUCAAAACUUUCCAGUCUGAGGAUGCAGGGGAGGGUAAGAAGCUUCAAAAACUGCGCCUGAACCAGGUUCCGACAUUUCUAUGA